Molecule: messenger RNA, 642 nt
Organism: Camellia sinensis
Lineage: Eukaryota; Viridiplantae; Streptophyta; Magnoliopsida; Ericales; Theaceae
Source: RefSeq, a predicted model, not a curated record
AUGCCCUUUGGAUUGAAGAAUGCAAGAGCAACAUACCAGAGACUCGUGACCAAGAUAUUCAAGCAUCUGAUUGAGAAGACCAUGGAAGUCUACAUUGAUGACAUGGUCAUGAAAAGCAAAGAACCUGCCGAUCAUAUUACCAACCUUAAGGAGGUGUUUGACAUUCUAAAGGCAUAUCGGCUUCGGCUUCAGCUGAAUGCCUCCAAGUGUGCUUUCGAGGUAGGAUCAGACAAGUUCUUCGCAUACUGCUCACAAGAUUGUGGUGCUCACAGAGCAACCGCUGUAGUUUUUGUUACAACACGAAGACUUGUGGAGAAGAAUAGCAUGAUGGAUUAUAAUUCGAGAGCCAUUGUAGCAGACAAUCACACCCAAUUUGACAGUAAGUUGAUCAAGAAUUCUUGUGUGAAGUACAAGAUUAAGAACUACUACUCAACAUGUAGUUUCCCACAAAGCAAUGGCCAAGUCGUGGCCUCAAAUAGAACCAUCUUGGAUGGCAUAAAGAAGAGACUAAAAGCUGCCAAGGGCAAGUGGGUUGAGGAGUUGCCUAAUGUUCUAUGGGUAUAUCGUACUACGUUGAGAAGAUCAAAUAGAGAAUCACUUUUUUUCAUGGCUUAUGGCACCGACGCCGUCAUACCGUUAUAG